Molecule: messenger RNA, 3593 nt
Organism: Chara braunii
Lineage: Eukaryota; Viridiplantae; Streptophyta; Charophyceae; Charales; Characeae
Source: the annotation of a GenBank genome assembly
GCGAUCAUACUUUUUUCCGGGCAAGGGAUCGGUAUUUGGUAAUCUGAAGACGUGCUGUCAGUCCAAAGCACUUUGGCAAAUAUGGGUCAGUUUUCGGCAGCCUUGGCCGUUGCGAGCUUGGUCCUGUUUGCUAGCGUCCUCCACGUCGCACAUGCCACCGGUGUGAACUGUCCCUGCUCCCCUGGGACGAAGCGGUGCACUCCCACGGGUCCUGACGCCAGACACAGUGCCACGUCAGCAGUGCCACAGCACCAGUGCCAUGUCAGCAACAUGACGGGCCUGCCAGGGCAACUGCCCAACGAGUCCCUUGCCGCCUACAAGCAGCGGUUCCAUGCUCAGAUUGAGGCUGAGGAACAAUGCCAGCUGGCAGCCAAGUCUGCCCGCGUACAGGCUGAAGAGGCAGCAGCAGCAGAGCAGCUGCGACUACAGGCCGACGCAGACGCAGAUGCCCAGGCUCGCUGCAAGGAAGCCCAGGAUCUGCUGCAGCGGCAUGAAGCCAACAGCAUCGACAGACUCAAGUUCAGGCACUUUGAACCGAACGGCGACGAGGCAACACCAGGAGAGAAGCACAAGGAGUUCCUCUCCAAACUCGUGACAAGGUUGUUGUACGCUUGCAACUACCAACGGUCAGAGUUGGAGAGACAGUACCAGGACCUGACGCAACAGCAUCAGGAGUUGGCAAAGCUCCGCCGCAUAGCUGUACCAGGACCAGCUGCUGGGGCUUCCAGCAGUGCACCCUCUAGCCGCCAACUGGAGGACCGCGUUGACCACGUAGUGGCAAUGCUCGGCGACAUCAACACUUUCGCUGCCCCGACCACCACAAUCAGCAGUCAGCUGCAUAUAUUGAAGACCGAGGUCCAACAGCUGCAGUCGGCGAACGCGGACGACAAUCCGAAGAUGUACAAGAUGCCAACUUUCAACCUGGAGAGGUUCGACGACUACACGCAGCAGGAUCCGGUCCUCUGGUGGGAAGCAUUCACAACGCAACUCAGGAUUCUGCCCGUAGCCAAGCAUGCGUACAUCGGCGCCCUGUUCCUAAACUCAAAAGGCGGAUGCCAGACCUGGUUGAGCCACCUGGCAACCUCCCAUGGCGUCGACGUACCAGACUUGAAGGACAAAAUCACAUGGGAGGAACUGACACGGCUGUGGAAGAAGCGGUUCAUCGUYGACGACGCGCCGGCACUCGCCAUCAACCGUUUGUUCACCAUGUCACAGGGCAACACUGCAACACGGGAUUGGCUCACAGAGUGGCAGAAGAUUGCGGCAGUGCCCAAUCUGGAUCUGCGUUUCACUCAUCUUAGACGUGAGUCCUACAACAGGUCCUGUGCUGCAUUGAGCCAGGCCCUUGGUGAUCGCGAGCAGUACUCCACUUUCGCCGAGAUUAUCGACAAGCUGCUAUUGGUGCAACAGCACCAAGCACAACACCUCCCUCUGCCAAGAUUAGGGCAAGGAGGAUGUGCGACCCCGCCUCAACUUGGGAAACUUAGCUCCGCGGAAGGUGAGGCGACUCCACCUCCGCCAGAUUCGGCCGCCUUGCUAGCGGCCUCCUGCACAUCUGGGGAGAACGCGAAUGUCGCAAGUUCUCGUUACACUUACGAGGACUAUGCUGUCCACUUGGUUCCACCGCUCGACAAACCGCUCCACGUGCAACAAUCCAUCGAAUGCACGGUUUCAUCACCAUCGACAACUGAUUCGGCAGCUUCGCCGCAAUCUAUCGUUGGGGAUUCGACGUCAUGGUCAAGACUUGAAGAGCUCGACCCGUUGACGUUCACGGACUUCCAGUGGAUGCCCGUUCCCUCGACCGGACGAUUACCGAAACCGCAUUGCAACGUGCUUAUGGCACAAUUGCGGGACUACUUGCACACUGCAGUACCAGCUCCGUUGAUGGACGCCGGAGCAGAGGUUGUCGACCUUCACGCUUACAUCGCGAAGAUCGACCGCGAGUUCAAGACGCAACGGUACGACGACAUCGACGCACCAUUGCUAUACGUACGCAUUCAGAUCGGAGAGGCGACCUGCAGUGCCUUGAUCGAUUGCGGAGCAUCUCGCAACUACAUCAGCCAGGACUCCAUGACGAUCAGGAACGCCGACCUUCUCCCACGCAUCAAUGACCUUCUCGAGCGAUUGGGCGGCGCCCAGUUCUUCUCUAAGCUGGAUCUCAAGUCAGGGUACCACCAACUCCAGGUUCGCAAGGAGGAUCGCUACAAGACUGCGUUCAAGACACGGUAUGGGCAUUUCGAAUCGCUGGUCAUGCCGUUUGGCCUUACGAAUGCCCCAGCCACUUUCCAAGUGGCUAUGACAACGGAGUUCCGACACAUGCUGGAUCGGUUUGUACUCAUCUACCUCGAUGACAUCUUGGUGUAUAGUCGGAGUUUGGACGAGCAUGUGGAACACCUGCGCACCGUUUUGGAGUGGCUACGACAAGCCAAGUACAAAGCAAACCGUGACAAGUGCGAGUUCGCACAGCAGGAGCUGGAGUACUUGGGACGCUAUGUGACGCCGCAAGGCAUCCGUCCGCUUGUGGACAAGAUCGAGGCCCUACGAGUAUGGCCCGAGCCCACCAACACCACAAACGUUCGUUCAUUCAUGGGGUUGGCGGGCUACUAUCAGCGAUUCAUCACCGGAUACUCCAGGAUUGCUGCACCUAUGACGAGGUUACAGUCGCCAAAGGUGUCAUUCGUAUUCGAUGACGACAUACGUCGAUCAUUCCAAACACUUAAGACGGCUAUGCUCAUGGCACCCGUCCUUAGCAUCUAUGACCCCACCUUACCGACGCGAGUAACUACGGAUGCUUCCGGCUAUGGCAUUGGGGCAGUCUUGGAACAGCACGACGGCGACACUGACACCCUGUGGAGCCGGAUCUUCGCCGACCUUCUCCUCCCUCGACCAGCCGAUAUUGACGCUGCCUGCUCUCCCGCUUCCGUCCGAAAGUACAGGGAAUUGCUGACUCAAGCCCGYGCAAAUAUGCAAAAGGCUCAAGUCCGCAUGCAGCAGCAAGSCAACAGGCGUCGCGUACCAUGUCUCAUCCGCGCCGGUGAUCUGGUUUGGGUCUCCGCGGAAGAGUUUGCACUGGAACAUGAUGUUUCAUGCAAACUACUUCCCAAGUGGUUUGGACCUUGGUGUGUGAGAGCAGCCGCGGGCGAUGGGCCCAAUGACCCUUCAUUUGUGAUCAACAUUCCAGAGCCUCUGACGGUCCAUCCGGUCUUCCACGCCUCGAAGCUGGCAACAUACACGCCAGCCAAGAGCGACGACUUUCCGGACCGACGAUCGCAGGACCCUCCUUCUAUGGAUGGCCAUCAGGAAGUUGACCGCGUCAUCUCCGAUCUUAACUACGGCAGCAAGCCGCGGCAGUACAAAGUCACAUUCAAAGCAUGCGAUCGCGACGACACUCGGUGGAUUUCACGCGCAGAUUUUAAAGCAUCCGCACCACUGAUCUACGCACAUUAUGAAAAGCGGAGGUUAGCUUAGGAAGCUUCACGACCAGCCCCUCCCACCCGGACUGUGGUCCCUCCCUCAGACAGACAGCUUCGCCCUCGCAGGUAAGCUCGGUUCUUCAAGGAGGGGGGGGUGUGGCAUACUGCGUAGCCACACGG